AUGACAGUCAUGGUGCCUCGGGUUCUGCCGGUGAUCCUGCUAUCCCUGGCAGUUGAAGGUGACGCCUUUCGCAAUGCUGCCAGAGGCAGCGAGAACGAGCCAGCGGCGUGCCAAGAUGGCGACAUCGAGGAGCCAGGAUGCAAGUCUGUUUGCCGGUGGCUGGGCCUCACGUCCUCGACGAAGAACGGCCACUGUGAGGACUGGGUCGAGAAGCUCCAGACUGUGGGGAAAGGUGCUGAUGCCGCCAACAGGAAGGCAGGAACCUACAAGGCCGGUGCGUGGUACAAGUUCUGGGGUCACACUUCCAGCAUGGAGCCCUUGAUCAGGGUGCUCAGCACGAACUGCCAGAAGCAAGAGCUCGAUUUCUACUCAGCCGCGCUGUACCAGCUGAUUGAGAACUUGAAGGAGGACAAGCCGGAGAAAUACGCCAAGUACGAAGACGAGCUGAAGAUACUGCAAGGGAAGCUCACCGAUGUGGUCAAUGAGAAAAUCGCGGAGCUCGCCGACCAGAGCGAUGGUUUUGCUGACGAUAACAUCCCGCUACCCAGCUGCCCCGCGGAUUUUCAAGUGCAAGCAGGGGACUUCCUGACCAUGGAGUGGGGAGGGCCAGACUUUUCGGAGAUUUCCACGAGUUUGAACGAGUAUGCGAUGCACGACGAAGCGCUGCGGUUGCAAGUGCAUUAUUCCUACGGUCCAUACUUUGACUACUCGGAAACCUUCAACACAUCGUCGGAUGUCCAGUUCCAGAACCGCACGACCAAGUCAAAGGCCUUCUUCUCAUUCCAGUCAUUCCAUUCCUGCGACUGGUUCCUGGAGCUCUGA
Molecule: messenger RNA, 822 nt
Organism: Symbiodinium natans
Lineage: Eukaryota; Dinophyceae; Suessiales; Symbiodiniaceae
Source: the annotation of a GenBank genome assembly